GCCUGGUUUUAUCAGAGUGUCCUCACCAGGCUUCAGUUAUUUUGCUCUUUUCUUUAGUCUAUCUGGCCUAAUAUGGCUGAAAGUUCUGAAGAACCAAAGGUCAGUCUGAGACUCUUCAUUGAUGAAGAGAAAAACAAAGUCGUAUUGGCUGAGGCUAGUAAGGCUUUUGUUGACGUGCUCUUCAGCCUUCUGACAUUGCCAAUGGGCACCAUUAUCAGAUUGCUUGAGGAGCAUCGAGAAUCUCAACCAAUUACUGUUGGCUGUUUUAGCAACCUAUAUAGAAGUGUUGCCGAGAUGGGCAUUGACAACUUCAAAACUGAUGUUUGCAAGCAUAUAUUGCUUCAUCCAAGGAGUGUGAGGGAUCUACAGUACAAAAGGCUUAUGCUCAACAUAAACCCUACUGAGGUCAAGCUCUUCAAGUGUCCAAUUUCAUGCAAUUUCUACAGUCAUUUUAGCACUUCUCGAUGCCAAUGUGGAAGUUCGAUGAACAAGGAGUUUCAAGAACCAAGAGUAGUGCCAGUUGCAAGCAGCAUACAAAAUGAUGUUAAUGGAGUAUUCAUCAUAACUGAUGACUUGAAAGUGGCAGUUAGGUCCACUGACGUUGUCUUGAAUGAGCUCAAAUCCCUAGGCUCCGGUGAUAUUAGUAAGCUCCGCGAAAUGCUUGUUUAUAUCGGUUUUGAAGAGGUACUAACUUUGCUGGAAUGUAUGUUCUCCUCAAAAGCUCCCUUGACGAACACUUUCUUGAACAAACAAACCUUCCAAGGUCAAGGUGUGACCAAAGUUUAUGAAACUUUAAGUCCAUGUAUGGAGACAAAUGGAGACACGUUUUUAACUUUGGAUGUGAUAGUAAGGAAGCAGGACAUGGAGAUUUUAUAUGUUGAAUGCGGAGAAGACUUUGUUGACCUCCUUUUCACGUUUCUUGCUGUUCCGCUGGAAUAUGUAGUGGGAAUCUCUGGUAACAGCUGCAGUUUUGUGUGCAUUAGAAACUUGAUUAGAAGCUUCAAAGAUUUGAAUGCUGCAGAAGUCUCAACCUCCAAAUCCGCGAUCCACCAUUUUUAUACAUGUCAGAAGCAGUUGCUCAAUAUCAUCACUGACCAACCUCCGCUCUACCAUCGCUACAACUAUUAUAGCUUGAAAGAGUGUUCGGGCUCGACUCCUUUGAUUUUGAUAGAUCCAGAAGGUAGUGGCUUUGUGAAGAGAGAGACGAAGUUUACUGUAUCGGAUGAUUUGAUUGUUACUGCUAUGAACUCGAGCUCACCUAUUUGCUUGCUUCAGAAGUUUCAGAUUCACGCAGAUGACCUCGAGGUGCAACAAAUAAGUACCAGCAAAACAGAGGCUACGAGUUUGCUGAGAGCUUCCUUGGUAACAUCCUCUGCAUUGAAAACUUCUUUAAGGAACUUGAUUUUGAAGAACCCCGAGGAAGAGAUUUGAAGAAACAGAGAGAGAUUCUUGCAAGGCAAUGAGUCUGAUGAGAGCUUCUUUGUUGACAUCCUCUGCUUUGAAUUCUGCUUUAUGGAACUUGAUUGCGAAGAAGAUCAAGGAUGAGACUUAAAGAAACAGAGAUCCUUAACUAUUUAAGUUCCACAUUGUUCCAUCUUUUCUGUUUUAUCUGAUUUUUCUCUGGUUUCUGUAGACAUUGAACUGAACACAUGUUUUCCAGACAAACUUGGAAUCUUUUUUAUUUCU
This is a messenger RNA of Arabidopsis thaliana (thale cress), 1686 nucleotides long. RefSeq lists its product as hypothetical. The record is from RefSeq and is marked reviewed. Bases 73 to 1431 code for a protein of 452 amino acids. The transcript is spliced from 4 exons. NCBI's taxonomy places the organism in Eukaryota, Viridiplantae, Streptophyta, Magnoliopsida, Brassicales, Brassicaceae.